Messenger RNA from Gadus chalcogrammus (walleye pollock), 4899 nucleotides. RefSeq lists its product as uncharacterized. Lineage: Eukaryota; Metazoa; Chordata; Actinopteri; Gadiformes; Gadidae. The transcript has 13 exons. The record is from RefSeq and is a predicted model, not a curated record. The coding region runs from base 235 to 4899 and encodes 1554 amino acids.
ACUACGGAUGUAAUAUUUUUCUGGCCACAAGCGGGAUUUUGGUGGCGCUGUUUCCCCCCUCGGCAGAAGUAAGGGGAUGAUUUCUUUUCUGAGUGACAGACAGCAUCGAACGUUCUCGGGCGUUGAACGUUCUGGAAGAGUUGACAAUUAUUUUCAUCCGUGGACAAGUUAACUUUUCGCCAGGAGACACCAAGUUAACAACAACAAGUUAGCUUUUCAAUUUGAAAAGAAAUCAUGAAUCCCGUCAGCUUCUUCCCCGGAAAGAUGACGGUGACAUUUAGGAGGGGACCAUCGGGUCAUCUGCGGCAGGACCCAUCCUCUGAGGCCAUGAGGAUAAAACAUAAUCCUGGGCUUCAGGUCAAUAGUCCCGCUGAGAAACCUGAGCUAGUGAAGACCAGCGCUCGCACUGUGGUCAUCCAGCGAGGAGGGGAUGUGUCGGACCGACAGGAGGUGAUGGGAGAGUACCUGCUGCAGUUUGGCAAGUACCAGGGAAAAUCGUUCAAGUGGCUCCUCGAGAACGAUGUUGGCUACACCAUCUACCUGAUGAAAAAGGUAGACGAUGAGGAGAGAGCCGGGACCUUCAACCCACAGGGACACAGUAAGGACAGCCUGCUGUCUUUUCUGGACUAUGCCAGGAGCUUCCAGGAAAUACAGGACCUGAGGAACUACCUGAUCUCCAGGAACCCUGCUGAACCUGUGGCGUCAGAGGGGGACAAUAUUGUCGGCUUUGGUCGCAGGGCCAAAACCACCUGUAGGCAGAUCUGGGAGAGCAGGGCGGAUGGUUAUGCUGCCUACAUCUCACGCCAAAAGUGCAUCAAAAACAGCAAGAUGUACAACCUGCAGCAGUACAUCCUCAAGCAGGAAAGGGCUGAAUCCUGUCCAACACCUGCAGAAGGCUCCACUACAUCUACUGCCUCCAUCCCAACAUCAGGCACUCUAGAAGGCUCCACCACAUCUACUGCCUCCACCACAUCUACUGCCUCCACCCCAACAGCAGGCACUCUAGAAGGCUCCACCACAUCUACUGCCUCCACCACAUCUACUGCCUCCACCCCAACAGCAGGCACUCUAGUGAUGGAGGAGGACGAGGAACUGGAGAGACAGAUGUUGAACCUGUCUCCAUCUUUAUUUGACACCGGAGUAAGCAGGUGGAUCAUCAAGGGUGAAACCGUAACUCUUCCGGUACUUGAUCAAAUGUCCCCGGUGCUUUCAGGCCCACCAGCAGCAGUCCAGGGAAGAGCAGCUGUGGAUCCAACGAAAGCUCACAGGACGAAGCCACCAGCUACUGCUGCUAGACCUGCAGAACCGGAUGACCCCACUGUGACUGCUGCGAAAGCCACAGCGAAGGCCCUGUUGCCGGUCCCUGCCCAGCUGCUCGCCAUUGCCCCAGAGCUCGGGAUAAGAGAGCAGGAGCCCGAUGUGUUGAAACAAACACACAGAAAGGCAGUCUCCCGCAUUCCUUUGGAGUCUGGAAUAAGAGCAGGUCCAUCUCUUCCUAAAAAUACAUCAUCCCUACGGAGUAUUGCCCCUGUGGAAGCACAGGGAGACACUGUCCAUGAUGAAGCUCCAACAUGUCCUGCGCCUCCUGUCAGGCAGCCAGCAGCCCCAGGCUACAAUCAGGAUGUUGCACAGUGGAACUGCUCCCAUCAGCAGCAGAUCUGGAUGAAGACUGAGUUUGAGACAUUGGGUCUGUGGCCAGGGUCACGUCCAGUACGUCACCCAAUGAACAUGAUUACCCUGUGGCGCUAUCCACCUCAGCCUGAGCUCAUAGACAAUAUUGCUGCACUGCCUUCGCCCAAAUAUUUUCAGCUCCACCCAUUCUUCAUUUGGAAGCCGGAGCAUGCUAUCAUGGAGAGGGUGAGGAACAAUUUUGUCCUGCCCUGCCUUCAUGGUUGUCCCAACCCUCAGGUAGCUUCUUCUGGUGUUGGACGGCCCAGAGUGAUCAUCGGCACCAGUGGUCAGUACUAUCUCUUUGCUUCACGGCUCACCUGUAAAGCCUGUAAGAGGUACUGGCAUGCUGACAAACCCCAAUGGCUGGAGAUGUUGCCAAAGCGCUUCAAUAACAUUGUGCCAGCCUUCCUGACGCACAAAAAAGCCAUCUGCAAAUCGGUGAUGGAUGAGCUGAGACGCAGUGGCAGAUCACCGGAGGACAUGACCAAGCAGCUGACAGAGGCGGUCCAUCUUAAGUAUGAGCGAGCUCAUCUGGCCUACCUGCUGAGUGUGCAGAACAUCAGGGAUGCUGAGGAAGGAGCCUACGGCCAGAAGACCAUCACUGGGCACCUCAGACAGGCAGACACUCCAGCUUCAUUCGGGGGAUAUUCAGAUGCUGAUGGCUGGCGGGGAGUGUCUCUUUCUUCGCACUACCUGGUCAACUGCCAGGUCCAGGAGUAUCAGAGGCAGGAGCAGCUCCUCACACUACUGCUGCAGGGGACCUUUGGACGGGCACUGAGGUCGGAUCACACUCGGAAAGUGGCGAGGAAGGUCGUGCUGUCGUCUGGCACCAUGUCUUCCUACGCCAUCAUGAAUGAGAACUGGAUGAUCCUGAGCUGGGUGAUGCUGCAGUCAGAGUGUGAUCGGUCCCUUCAUCUGGUGUAUCAGGGACUGGCUCAACGCUACACUGCAGCUGGAGUGGAGAAGGCAUGCUGCCACUGGGUGGACAGGGACUGCUGUGCUGCCUUCAAGGUCCUGGACACCAGAGCUCAGGAGCACCUGUCAUGGGACUGCUGGAAGACCACAGAGGCUAUAGUCACAGAGGCCACCUCUGGAAACCUCGCCAACACAAGUGCCGCAAGGAACAAGUUUAAUGUAGACAUUAGCAUCAAGUUAGACUUGUUUCAUUGUAUGCGCCGGCUUACCAGAGAGUGUGUGUCAGAGCAUCAUCCUCUGUACAGCUCCUUCUGCCAGGUCCUCUCUGCAGCCUUUCUCGUUGUGGACCAGGGGGAUCUCGAGAGGCUGAAGGACGCUUACACCUUCUGUGGAAUCUCUCCUGCCAAUCCAACCAAGCAGCACAUGAGAGAUCACUGCAGGACACAGGUGCCACAGCCCAGAGAACUGCUGCAGAGAGUGGAAGACGUCCUCCAUCACUUCCACCUGGCAAAGGACGUGAAUGAUGUGCUCCUCUAUAAGGCCUCCAUGUUCAAGGUGUGGAGGAUUCAGCGGAUACACAUCUUAAGAGGCUGCUUGAGCGACCCUGAGGUGGAGGAGGGGAUCCUCUACAGAUACGGUGGCACCUUGCAGCUUAAUUACACCAAGGGCGAAGGAGCGGCUGUACCUGUUUGGAUCCCUGUUAGAGGCACGUCUCAGCAGGAGGGCUUCCACUGUCACCAGGCCCAGUGGGUGACUGGCAACCGGGUGUCCACUGAGCUCUUCCAGGCCCAGGCCAUGACUGGAGUGGUGCGCUGGAACUUUCAGAGGCUUGUGGACCUGAAGCAGCCUGGUGUGGAGCUGCCAGCUGUGUUUGACCCCCUGCUCAUUUGGGAACUGAACGCAGCCUGUCAAAGGGUGACAGGGGUGCGAAAAUACCCAGCUCUGCACAUCUCAAACAGGGACACAGGGGAGAGAUUCGGGCUGCAGUACGUGGAGCCAGGCUGUCGUCCUGUGGUUUUAAACUGGGACAAACACAGGACACAGCACAACACCUCUGCUGCUGUAACCGUGGCAACACAGCUGCACACCUCUGCCCUGGAUGAAGUGCAGGACAUUGUUGCGGGCACAGACUCUCAGGAGACCAGUGAUGGCACUGUCCAGGACAACCCAGUGGGAGCAGUGCCGAUCCUCAGUUUCCAGCCACCUAUGCCAGCAUCUGCCACAGCCAAAGAAGAGCCUCACCCUUUGAUGGAUACAGACCUGCGAGGGGUAGCGCCACUGCCCAUAUCCUCCUCUCCUCGAGCCGCCCGCACUGGACCCAUUAAGACGGGAGGCCUGGUUCAAGUCCUGGACCACGGCCGGUGGACGGCCCCCAUGAGAGCAGCCAUCGAUGGGCUUCUGGCUAAACAUCAUGGAGCCAAAGCUCUUCUGAAGAGGGUGGAUGAGGAAUAUGCUGCCAUGGUGCAGAGGGCGUGCACGGAUCCCAACAGCCUCCUUCAUCCGACCACAGGCCAGCAUAUCUCCAGAUAUGUCAAGCAUCUGGCCAAGCUGAAAAACACCAGCUCCUCUCUCAACACCAGCCCAGAGAAGGUUUUAGAGACACAGCAGCUGUGGCAGAGUUUGACCACAGGCAGCAAAACAGUGUGUGUACCCGUCACAGCCCUGCCUCCUGCGACCGUCAACCCUCCAGCUGUGGCUCCCCCCCCGGAGGAGUCACUGAGCCGGGCCACAGUGGAGAAGAUCGUGUCAGAGAUCCUCCAGAAACAGCAGCAACAACCAAGGCAGGAGAGAAAGGUGCCCAGAAACUGUUUGUCCUGUGGUCAGCCAAAGUCCAGGUACCUUGGCGAUGGAUCCACUGUUCACUUUUUUUUUCAGUCCCCUGAGGUGAAGUACUUUUACUGCUCCGAACGGGUCUUUAAAAUGUAUAGAGAGGAAGGCCUCAAAGACCCCAGGAUGUCUUUUGUGGACUUUGCUGCCUCCCCCUUUUUUGCCAGGGAGCUUGAGGCUGUAAAAGAGAGGAGUGCAGCGUGGAAGAAGGUGGCAGAGGAGAGGACAAAGCGAAAGUCUGCAGUGCAGCUUCCAACAGGUCGCCUGUGCAGAUUCUGUCACCAACCACUAAAGCAGGGUCCUGUCAGCCCUCAUGUCCAUGCCUGUUUCCCUGACAUCCCAGGGAAAUACAUAUACUGCCCCUCCAGAGUGUUGUCCCUUUACAAGGACAAGGGCAUGGUCAAGGAGAUGACCUGGAUGGAGUUCCAGCAGUCAGACUUUUUUGAGGCAGAAAGGGUCCGAUGGGUUUCAGAGAAGAGGAGUUGA